Messenger RNA from Antrostomus carolinensis (chuck-will's-widow), 1500 nucleotides. Its product is annotated as F-BAR domain only protein 2-like. The record is from RefSeq and is a predicted model, not a curated record. NCBI's taxonomy places the organism in Eukaryota, Metazoa, Chordata, Aves, Caprimulgiformes, Caprimulgidae. Gene Ontology annotation, biological process: clathrin-dependent endocytosis; synaptic vesicle endocytosis; clathrin coat assembly. Gene Ontology annotation, cellular component: clathrin-coated vesicle; plasma membrane; cytoplasm. The transcript is spliced from 10 exons. The annotation marks the transcript as partial.
GGUGAAAGGAACAAUGGCUUUGAUGUCCUCUACCACAACAUGAAACAUGGGCAUUUGUCAACAAAAGACUUAGCAGACUUUAUAAGAGAAAGGGCUACAAUAGAGGAGGCAUAUUCAAGGUCAAUGGCAAAACUGGCCAAAUCAGCAAGCAAUUACACACAACUUGGGACAUUUGCACCAGUUUGGGAUGUCUUCAAAACCUCUACAGAAAAACUAGCAAGCUGUCACUUGGAUCUUGUACGGAGAUUACAAGAGCUAAUAAAAGAAGUUCACAAGUAUGGAGAUGAACAAAUCAAAGCUUAUAAAAAGACUAAAGAAGACGUUUCGGGAACAUUGGAAGCAGUGCAAAAUAUUCAAAGUAUCACUCAGGCCUUACAGAAAUCAAAGGAAAACUACAAUGCAAAGUGUGUCGAACAAGAACGUUUGAAGAAGGAAGGAGCAACACAGAGAGAAAUUGAUAAGGCAGCAGUUAAAUCAAAAAAAGCUACAGAUACCUAUAAACUAUAUGUGGAGAAAUAUGCUGCGUUUAAAUCUGAUUUUGAACAGAAAAUGACAGAAACUGCACAAAAAUUUCAAGACAUUGAAGAAAUGCACCUUCUUCGUAUGAAAGAGAUUAUAGAAUCAUUGUCAAAUACCAUAAAAGAAACUCAUUUACAAAUAGGAGAGGUGCACGAAGAGUUUAUUAAUAACAUGACAAACACUACAGUUGAGAGUUUAAUACAGAAAUUUGCUGAGUCAAAAGGAACUGGGAAGGAAAGACCUGUAAAGAUUAAGAAAGAAAAGUAUGAAAAGUUGUUGCCACAUGAAAUAGAAACUGCUUGGAAGUACGAGCUCAUGUUCUUCUUAGAUCUUCUCUGGGAAAUUGGCAGGAUAAUAUCUAAUGUGUUUGAAGAGAUGGUAGAGGAGCCAACAAGGAGAGAAGAACUCCUGGACCUUGUACUGAUAAACAAGGAGAGACUGGUCGAGGAGGUGAAGGUGGGGGGCAGACUUGGCUGUAGUGACUAUGAGAUUGUGGAGUUCAGGAUCACAUGCAGUGGACACAGAGCAACAAGCAGAACCGCAGCCCUGGACUUCAAAAGGGCUAACUUUGGCCUCUUCAUGGAGCUGCUUGGAGAAAUUCCAUGGGAUAGGGCACUAGAUGGUAGGGGGGCCCAAGAGAGCUGGUUAAUAUUCAAGCACCAUUUCCUCCAAGCUCAGGAUCAGAGCAUCCUGAAGAGUAAGAAAUCAAGUAGAAGAGCCACUACAUCUGCAUGGUUGAGCAGGGAGCUACUGGAUAAACUCAAGUGGAAGAAGGAGGUUUAUAGAACAUGGAAGAAGGGGCUGACCACUUGGGAGGAGUACAAGAAUGUUGUCAGAGGAUGUGGGGAUACAAGUAGGAAAGAUAAGGCCUCCUUAGAAUUAAAGCUGACAAGGGAGGUCAAGGACAACAAGAAAGGCUUCUUCAAGAACACUGGAGGCGAAAGGAAGACUAGAGGAAAUGUGGGCCCACUGCUGAAUGAA